This is a messenger RNA of Trypanosoma theileri, 2124 nucleotides long. RefSeq names its product putative mitochondrial carrier protein. NCBI's taxonomy places the organism in Eukaryota, Euglenozoa, Kinetoplastea, Trypanosomatida, Trypanosomatidae. The record is from RefSeq and is a predicted model, not a curated record. The transcript has a single exon. Gene Ontology annotation, cellular component: mitochondrial inner membrane. Bases 1 to 2124 code for a protein of 707 amino acids. Gene Ontology annotation, biological process: transmembrane transport.
AUGCUAGUUAAGGAUAUUAAUGAAAAACUAACCUCGGAUACUUCAAAAACUGUAUCAUCUUAUGUUUCUACAGAAGUUAUUGUGAAACAGAUAGCACCAUUAGUUUCUCUUUCAGAGGAUAAACUUCGUGAGCUUGUGGAGCGUUUUGAUGAAGAGAAUGUAGGUGGUCUCUCAGAAGAGCAGUGGAUUCGCUUUUGUGAAGAAAACCAGAAAUUAUUCGCAUCGUUAAGCCAGCAAAAUUUGGAGUUUGGGCGUCUUGUGGGAGAUGGUGUUAUUACCGAUAAUGAGGAAGUGAGUCGUAAACAUCGCUUCGCUCAGAGCGUUGUGCAUUUCUUGGAAGAUUUUGCAGCAGGUGGAGUUGCUGGGGCUGUCAGUAAGACGGUAAUAGCCCCAGGUGAUAGGGUGAAGAUUAUUUUUCAAGUUGAUUCGGGUCGAAGAUUUAGUAUUAUAAAUGCAAUCAAAUUAGGUCUAGAUACUGUGAGAGAACAUGGGAUCUUAGGUCUUUGGAUUGGACAUGGUGCGAUGAUGAUGCGGGUAGUUCCUUAUUCUGCUAUUACUUUUGCAACUUUUGAUUACUACAAUCGAGCAUUGCGUCGUCUUGUAAAUUGCAAACGAGCUGAUGGAACUGAAGAAGAAAGUUUAGUUGUAACGAUACGUUUUUUAAGUGGUUCUCUUGCAGGAGCAACAGCAACAGCUUGCACCUAUCCCUUUGACUUAAUGCGAGCGAAAUUAGCUUUUCAUAGUUGUAUACAUGAUCAAGUCCCUAGUUACCGUAUUGCAUAUAAGAUGAUUGUUAAUACGCAUGGUUGGCGUGCGCUUUAUUCUGGUUUAGUCCCCACUCUUGUAGGUAUUAUGCCAUAUGCAGGUUGUAGUUUUGCCGUUUUUGAAACUUUAAAAAGUUAUAUUACUCGAUGGCACAAUCUCCCUUCAGAGAAAUCAAUUACAGUACAUGAACGUAUGGUAGCAGGUGGUUUUGCUGGUCUUGUUGCUCAAUCUGCUACCUAUCCAUUGGAUAUCGUUCGUAGGCGUAUGCAAGUAUCUCCUGGUCGAUACCGUGGUGUUUUUCACGCCCUUAGGAGUAUUUAUAAGGAAGAAGGUCUUGCUCAAGGAUUAUAUAAAGGUCUUCAAAUGAAUUGGAUUAAAGGACCUAUAGCAGUUGCAACAGGAUUUACGGUGAAUGAUAUUAUUAAACGACGUAUGCGAGAAUAUAAUGAACAAAUUGUUCAACAUUCUCAUCACGAAAGUCUAUUAUCAAUACCUGAAGCCUUUGUAUGUGGUGGAGUCGCUGCUGGUGUAGCAAAAUUUUGGACUGUACCAUUAGAUCGUUUAAAGAUUAUGUAUCAGGUGGGUAUGAGUGUUUCUGCUCCACAUGCUUUUGGACGUCAAGGUAUUGCCUUAAUGGGUAAUAUGAUAGUUGAAAGUCCAAAUAUGUGGCAGAGUGGUGGAAUUACAAUGAUGAGAGUAGUUCCAUAUGGUGCUCUUACUUAUUGUUUGUUUGAUGUUUUUCAAACAGUUUCUGAGCGCCUUUUAUAUUCACAUACACCUACACCUGCUACUAAUUUUCUGGCUGGUGGAUCAGCUGCAGCGUUGGCAACAGCUAUCGUAUAUCCACUUGAUCUUGUGCGCACCAAGGCUGCUACAAAUACACUUCCUUUAUAUUCUCAAUCAUAUUAUUGGGUACUUCGUGAUAUGGCAAAGGAGAAAGGAGUACGUUCUCUAUGGAAAGGUUGUCCUCUUGCAAUUAUGGGUAUAGGUCCUUUUGCAGGUAUAGGUUUCGCAACAUACGAAUAUAUAAAAGAAAAAUAUCACUGUGAUUCCUUUACUGAACGUCUUUUCGCAGGUAUGUUUGCCGGACUUGCUGGUCAAGUCGUUACAUAUCCCCUUAAUGUGGCCAAACGCCGAAGACAAGUUGAACAAAUUGUCUAUUCGAAGCUUGGAGAUCUUAAAAAUAUAUUUAUGAAGCCUGGUUUUUAUGCUUCUUUAUACAGAAGAAUGCCUUUUGGAUGGUCAAUUGGUGCUAUGACUUUUGGGGUUUCUUUUGCAGUCAAUGACUUAUGUUGUGAUGUAGUCGUUCGAGCCAAAAAAGAUAUAUUACAUGACCUUUUUUUUACUACCACGAGAUAA